This is a messenger RNA of Arabidopsis arenosa, 695 nucleotides long. The record is from the annotation of a GenBank genome assembly. NCBI's taxonomy places the organism in Eukaryota, Viridiplantae, Streptophyta, Magnoliopsida, Brassicales, Brassicaceae.
AAACCCUAAUCCCAAUUUUCCUCGAAUAUGCCAUUUUUGAGGAUUGUGAGACUUCUCUUACCUGGAAUCAGGGUUUUGAUUAGAAGAUCACUAAUUUGGUUGUUGUAGAUGCAUCUCUGUGAAAUUAUUCCCUCUUGGAUCUACCAGUUAUUUGGUUGCAUGGGAGGUUGUUUUGGAUGCUGCAAUAAACCACCGCUUAUAGUUGCAGUGGAUGAGCCGUCUAAAGGGUUAAGGAUUCAAGGUCGUUUAGUGAAGAAGCCAAGCGUAUCAGACGACUUUUGGAGCACAAGCACUUGCGAGAUGGAUAACAGCACACUUCAGUCACAGAGAAGCAUGUCUUCUAUCAGCUUCACUAACAAUACUUCUACUUCUGCAAGUACAAGCAACCCCACAGAAUUUGUAAACCACGGAUUGAACCUCUGGAACCAAACUAGGCAACAAUGGCUUGCAAAUGGAACUUCUCAUAAAAAGGCCAAACUUCGAGAACCUACAAUAAGCUGGAAUGCAACAUAUGAGAGCUUGUUGGGUAUGAACAAGCGGUUUUCUCGUCCAAUACCUCUCCCUGAAAUGGUCGAUUUUCUUGUGGAUGUGUGGGAGCAAGAAGGCUUGUAUGAUUGAUUUGCAACUCUUGAAACUUAAUUGGUUUCAUCUUUUUUUUCUCUCGUUAAUGUGUGUAAUCAAAAAUUUCCGGAACU